AUGAAUUGCACUUGGCAUUUUAACCAUUAAGUUUCGUUAAUAUGUAUAGCUUCUCACCAGUGUUAAUAGAGGAAGUUGUGUAUUGAAUGCCUUUAUAACCAUGGAGUGGAUCUAAAACAAACAGUUCCUAUUGAUAAAUUUGAAGAAACUCUUGUCAAGAAAAAAAAAGAAUCAAAGUUAGAUGAGUAGUCUAAAUUAUUAGAUUAAAGAAAAUCCAUACUUUCAAAAAUUGAGACUAUAAUAAAAGAAAUUUAGGAAGGAUUAGCAAAAACUAUAAAAUAGAUAUACGAUAUGAUUGAACUUGAAAAUCAAAAAUACAUAAAUCUUUUAUACGGAAAUCUAAAUCUAGCACAAUCCUCUAAUACUGAAUUAGAAAAUUUAGUAUAAAUUUUUCACAACAAAUUAGAUUUAAGGAGUGCUGAGAAAAACUAGUAUAUAGCAAAAUUAGAUAAUUUGGAGAAUUAGUUGAAUUUAGUAGCCGAAGCUUUUAAUGAAAAGAUAAAAAAAGAAAUGAAUUAAUUCAAUUUAAUUGAUUUUUUUUCAAAAAUGUUUGAAGAAGUGGAAUCAUUCAUCAAUUCAAAAACCAAUGAAUAAGUUUAACAUACUUAAUAACCUUUAAUAUAAUCAUUUAAAUACGAAAUAAUAAAAGAUAAGUCAAUUAAGGAAGAAAAAAGAUGUCGUGUAUUUACAGUUAGUAAAGAUGGCUCAAUUGUAGCAAUUGGUUGUAAUAAACAUAUAAAAUUAUAUUAAUUCAAUUAAGGAAUAAUGAAAUAAACUCAUAUCUUAAAAGCACAUAAAAAUAAUGUAAAUACUUUAAAUUUCAUUUAAAAAUCAAAUUAGUUGAUAUCUGGAGAUGAUGCUGGAUCUAUUGUAAUUUGGUAGAGCAAUAACAAUAGUUAAUGGAAUCCCUUAGAAACAAUAAAAAUACAUAAUGAUUAUAUUUCUUGUUUAAUUUUGGAUAACUGGGAAAAUUUUUUUGUAUCUUGUAGUUAUGAUACAACUAUUAAAUUUUGGAUUAAACAAAAUCAAUGGAUCUGUUAAUAAACUAUUCCUGAUCAUACUAGUAAGGUUUAUUAAAUAAGUAUAAAUGAUUAACAAGAUAAAGUUAUUUCUUGUGGAAAGGAUAAUGAAAUAUUUGUAAUAGAGUACUCUUAAUAAAGUAAAAUAUGGAUGUUAAUAUAAAAAAUAAAAGUUGAUUGUUAUGGUAAGAGAUUAUGCUUUAUCAACAACAAUCUAUUCACAUUUCAACCUUGCAAUAGCAAUUUGAUGCACGUAUAUGAAAUGAAUAAAGUAAGUAGAGAGUUCGCUAAAACACAAAAUAUUACUAUAAAUUAAGGUAAAGAUAAUUUCUCAUUUUUUCCAUAAUAAUUUAUUAAAUAAAAAUAGAUUCUAGUGAAUAAGCAUAGUAAGUAUGUCUAUUUUUUAAGAAAGACAGAAAAAGAUGGAUUUAAAGUUGAGCAGUCUAUUCCAUUUAAAACAGAUGAGCUAUUUGGGUAAUUGAGUGAUGAUGGAGAGUAUUUUAUUUCUUGGGAUAUUUCAUCUAAAGUAAUAUAAAUUAGAAAAUAUAUGGAAGAAUGA
Paramecium sonneborni is the source of this 1578-nucleotide messenger RNA. The record is from the annotation of a GenBank genome assembly. NCBI's taxonomy places the organism in Eukaryota, Ciliophora, Oligohymenophorea, Peniculida, Parameciidae.